UCCUUUUGGUGAUAAAUUCUUUCCAUUAAAGGGUGAUGGACCAGUAAAAGUUACUGGAAGAAUCUGUGGCUUGGCUGAUGGAGAUCAUGGCUUCCAUGUCCAUGAAUUUGGUGACAAUACAAAUGGGUGUACCAGUGCAGGUUCUCACUUCAAUCCUGAAGGCAAGCAGCAUGGUGGACCAAGUGAUGCAGAAAGGCACGUGGGAGACCUUGGAAAUGUGACUGCUAAAGGCGGAGUGGCAGAAGUGCAAAUAGAAGAUCACAUCAUUUCUCUUAGCGGACCACAUAGCAUCAUCGGACGUACCAUGGUGGUCCACGAAAAACGCGAUGACCUGGGUAGAGGGGGAGAUAAUGAGAGCAAAUUAACUGGAAAUGCUGGCCCUCGCUUAGCUUGUGGUGUAAUUGGAAUAGCGAAGAGCUAAGUAUUGUAUCCAAAAUGCUUAAGAUGAGUGAUGAAUAGGCUGUAUUUCAUUGCAAAUAUUGUACUUGCCCUUCCUUGUGCAAGCAAAAGAUUUAUCACUUAAUCUCAUUACUACUCUGCAUUCUGAGAAUCACUUAAACUGGUGAAGACUGACUUAAUUUUGUAUGAUGUACAUUGCAAUUGCAUUGACCAUGAUGGAAUGUCUCUGUAGCCUUCUGCUAAAGCAUCUGCUGUAACCAUUAAGCAUAACCUCACUAACUGGAACGCCUGUUCUGUGUCAUGGAAGAUG
Molecule: messenger RNA, 709 nt
Organism: Phaethon lepturus (White-tailed tropicbird)
Lineage: Eukaryota; Metazoa; Chordata; Aves; Phaethontiformes; Phaethontidae
Gene: SOD1
Product: superoxide dismutase 1, soluble
Exons: 4
Biological process (GO): removal of superoxide radicals
Cellular component (GO): peroxisome; nucleus; cytosol
Molecular function (GO): superoxide dismutase activity; copper ion binding
Source: RefSeq, a predicted model, not a curated record